AGAGGCGCCACCGUGCUCUUACUGCAUUAUUGUUUUUUUUUAUCAACUCGUCAAAAAUUACGCUAUCCCCAAAAAACCGCAAAAGCGCGAGUGUUUAUGUUUUACGUUCCCAAGUGCAUAUCAUGGAUUAGUAGUAUUAGUAGCCCCGCCAUCGCCCUGCAGUCCAAUAACACGCGAUAUUCCCCCACCCACGCACGUAGAUUUUUGUUUUCGACCCCUGACUGCGUCCGUGGAUUUUCCCCAAAAAGAAAAAAGAAGAGCAUCGACACCUCUAUCGAUUUGACCGGCUGCAAACUGAAUCCCCCAGGAUACGGAUAAUGGAGGUAUCCGCCGAUCCGUACGAGCAGAAGCUCUACCAAAUGUUCCGCAGCUGUGAGACGCAAUGCGGCCUGCUGGACGAGAAGUCCCUGCUGAAACUCUGCUCCCUGCUGGAACUCCGUGAUCAAGGAUCCGCCCUGAUCGCCAGUCUGGGCGGCAGCCACCAACUGGGCGUGUCCUUCGGCCAGUUCAAGGAGGCCCUGCUCAACUUCCUCGGCUCGGAGUUCGAUGGCACGACGUCAUCGGGAUUUAUGGAGCGUUCGCUGGUGAUCACGGAUGAGCCCUUGGCCAGCACAUAUAUUGAGAGUCCGCCGGAGUCCUCCGAUCGUGAAGUGUCACCCAAACUCAUUGUGGGCUCCAAGAAAUACGGACGCCGGUCCAGGCCGCACCAGGGAAUCUACGAGUUGUCCGUCACGGACUCGGACAACACGGAUGAGGAUCAGCUGCAGCAGCAGCAGAAGCAGCGGAGUCUCAACGGCUGCGAUGAGCUGGGAGUUCAGGUUCAGCGUUCGUCGUCUCAGAGCGAUCUUCCUGGCAGUCGGCGUAUGCGAUCCGUCCACACCAGCGGGAGCAAACUGAAGAGGUGCGCUUCGCUGCCGGCGCGAAGGAUUCUUCACUCCAAGAUGCACAACACCUCCACGGGAGCGGCUACGUCGCCGACUGCCGCCUCCAAGCUAAAGCAGCUGUCCAUCCAGAGCCAGACGCAGCACAACAGCAGCGUGGAAUCCCUGGGCCAUCACCUGGCCGCCAAUUCCGCACCGUCGUCCGAGCACCGGAGAUGCUACAACGGCGGCCGUUGGUCAUGUUGCAAAGACACCGUGACGCCCCAGCAGCUGGAGACGAUCUCUGUGCACAGCAUCAUCGAAGCCUGGGAGCUGGCCAGCAUUCCCAGCAGUCGCACCCUGCUCCAUAUCCUCGGAUUCGACGAGGAGGAGGAGGUGAACCUGCAGCAGCUCACCAAGGCGCUGGAGGAGGAGUUGCGUGGUCUCGAAGGAGAUCAGGAACAGUCGAAUAUGCUGCGUGCUUUGGCUGCGCUGCAGGCCACCGAACUGGGUAACUACCGCCUAGCCUAUCGGCAGCAGCACGAGGAGAACCUCAAGCUGAGGGCCGACAACAAGGCGGCGAACCAAAGGGUGACUUUGCUGGCCGUGGAAGUGGAUGAGCGGCAUGCCUCGCUGGAGGACAGCUCGAAGAAGCAGGUGCAGCAGCUGGAGCAACGGCACGCCAGCAUGGUGAGGGAAAUCACCCUGCGGAUGAGCAACGAUCGCGAUCACUGGACCACAAUGACGGGCAAACUCGAGGCACAGCUAAAAUCCUUAGAGCAGGAGGAGAUCCGCCUUAAAACAGAACUCGAGCUGGUGCGCACAGAGAACUCCGAGUUGGAGACGGAACAGCAGAAGGCGCACAUCCAACUCACAGAACUUCUCGAGCAGAACAUAAAGCUCAACCAGGAACUGGCCCAAAGGUCGAGUAGCAUCGGUGGUACUCCGGAGCACAGUCCACUGCGGCCGAGAAGGCACAGCGAGGACAAGGAGGAGGAAAUGCUGCAGCUGAUGGAAAAACUGGCCGCCCUGCAAAUGGAGAACGCCCAGCUGCGUGACAAGACUGACGAACUGACCAUCGAAAUCGAGAGCUUAAACGUCGAGCUGAUCCGUUCGAAAACCAAGGGCAAGAAGCAGGAAAAGCAGGAGAAACAGGAGGAACAGGAGGCGGCUGCCACGGCCACCAAAAGGCGGGGCGAUUCGCCCAGCAAAACACAUCUCACAGAGGAGAGCCCGCGUCUGGGAAAGCAGCGCAAGUGCACCGAGGGCGAGCAGAGUGAUGCCAGCAAUAGCGGCGAUUGGUUGGCUCUGAACUCGGAGCUCCAAAGAAGCCAAAGCCAGGAUGAGGAGUUAAGCAACCUCAAGCAGCGGGUGGCGGAAUUGGAGAAGGAACUCAAGGAAGCCAAGGAGGGCAGAUCUCUCACUCCGGAAAGCCGCUCCAAAGAGCUGGAGGCCAGUCUGGAACAAAUGCAGCGCGCCUACGAAGAUUGCGAGGAUUACUGGCAAUCGAAACUCAGCGACGAGCGGCAAAUGUUCGAGAAGGAGCGCCAAAUCUACGAGGAUGAGCAGCACGAGAGCGACAAGAAGUUCACCGAGCUGAUGGAGAAGGUGCGCGAGUACGAGGAGCAGUUCAGCAAGGAUGGCCGCCUGUCGCCCAUUGAUGAGCGAGAUAUGCUGGAACAGCAGUACACCGAACUAGAGGCAGAGGCGGCCCAACUGCGCUCGAGUUCCAUUCAAAUGCUCGAGGAGAAGGCUCAGGAAAUUGGUUCGCUGCAAUCAGAGAUCGAGGACCUGCGUCAAAGAUUGGGUGAGAGUGUGGAGAUUCUCACGGGCGCAUGCGAACUCACCUCCGAAUCGGUGGCCCAGUUGAGUGCCGAGGCGGGCAAGAGUCCUGCCAGCUCGCCCAUCAGCUACCUCUGGCUGCAGAGCACCAUCCAGGAGCCAGCGAAAUCCUUCGCUGACACCAGAGAUGAGGCCACCGCCAGUGCCAUCGAACUGCUGGGAGGCUCACCAUCGCACAAGACAGCCAGCCGCAAUAACCUCACCACUUCGGAGACUUCCAUCUUCAGCACCACACCAUUCGACAGCUCUCCUUCGGGCCCUUCGCCCACUAAUAGUGGCACCACAAAUGCGCCCUCCGGUCCGGCUCCCAUCGGCAAACCCAAGCGGGCCCAAAGUCCCCAGCAGGUUCCAUCGGAGGGGGAGAUCGCCGACUGUGAGACCUCGUCGACGGCAUCCAACAAGAGCUUCGAAUCCACCAGUAAAACGUCUUGCCUUAGCCACGAGAAGUGCAGCAGUCCUUCGGCACUCAAGGAGGAAUUAAAGCGUCUCAAGUUCUUCGAGCUGUCCCUCAAGGAGCAGAUCAAGGACUUGAGUCUGCAAAGGGACGGUUUGGUUAUGGAACUGCACCAGUUGCAGGAGGCGCGACCCGUUCUCGAGAAAGCCUAUGCGCGAACGACGCACCCAACGCUUCAGCAGCGACUGAACCAAUUGGAGCUGCGGAAUCGCCAUCUGCAGAAUGUCAUCAAGCAGCAGCAGCAAUACACCGAGUCCCUGAUGCAGCAAUCCUGGCGUCAGCAUCAAGUGGAGCUCAACGAUCUGCAUAGCCGAAUCGAAACCCAGGGGGCUAUGCUGGCCGAUCAGACACAGCGUCUGCAGAAUGCCGACAUCCUGGUGAAGGACCUGUACGUGGAGAACUCUCAUCUGACCGCCACAGUGCAGCGGCUGGAGCAGCAGCGGGCGCGGGUGAACCUGAUUCACCAGCAGCAGCAGCAACAGCAGCGACUUGUGGGCGGCGGACUGCCCGGCAUGCCUUAGUUUGCCCCCGCCGGCAAACGGAUAUAGUUUAUAGUUGAAAAAAAAGACAACCUGAGGGGGUGCUCAGCAUCAGCAGACAUCGAACAUGCACCAAUAUAUCGUUAUGAAUGUUUAGACCAUAUACAACACUCGGUAGAUUAAGUUUGCAUACUCGUCGUUUUUGUGAAUGAAUGUGAAUCCAUGUUGUUCGACACGAGAGCACCGCAGCAAUAACUAAUGUGACUUUGAGCCUAACGUUAACGUUAACUUUAACUUAAACUCACCCACGCGCAAAAAAGGAACAAUCCACACUAGUGUACCAAUUUGUAACACAAUUAACUAGUAAUCGACUAACUUAUAUACGAACGGAGAAACUAUUUACAAAAACCAGGCAUAUUCGAUUGAACAUAUGCGCAUAAAGUCCCCAUAUAUAUAUAUAUAGAUAUAUAUGUUCGUUCGUGUCUAACUGCAAUGUUGACCUUACUAAUUGACUACUGAAACAGUUAUCGUAUAUUAAUUAUAUUAGAAGAAACAGUAUUUUAAAUUUGUUAUGCGUCUGAGUAGGCGAGCACGUUUAUCAAUGUUUAUCACGUGCCCAAUCAAAUGCAUCGGAAUUGUUGUUAAUUUUAUUGGUAGAAGAAAUUAAAAUGAACGAAAAAAAUGAUCUAUGAUAUUGAUAUAUUAUGUAACGACAAAAGACCUGUAAAGCUGUAACCAUACACACGUAUAUAUGUAUUUAGAUUGCGAUUUAAGUUAGCCAAUACUCUACAAUUGCUUUUGCGACCGCGACAUUUUGUUAAACCUUUUUUCGUCCCAAUAACUCACUCGAUUUAUAUGUAAAGAAACACCUUAAUUUAAUUUACUUGCCACACGAUUCACAUUGCUAUGUGGUAUUCUGUGCUUCAAUCAAUACUUUCGAUCAAAAUAGAAAUUUACUUUUUAAAAGUAUCAACAAAAAAUAAUACAACAAAAAAACCAAAAAUACAAUUAUUUAAAAAACCAAC
Molecule: messenger RNA, 4660 nt
Organism: Drosophila rhopaloa
Lineage: Eukaryota; Metazoa; Arthropoda; Insecta; Diptera; Drosophilidae
Gene: Bsg25D
Product: blastoderm-specific protein 25D
Exons: 8
Coding region: 318-3677 (1119 amino acids)
Biological process (GO): microtubule anchoring at centrosome
Cellular component (GO): centrosome
Source: RefSeq, a predicted model, not a curated record